AUGUCGAUUCUACAAUUGAUGAUUGGGAAAUGGAAGCACGACCGUGAUUCUGACGAUGAUGACCUGAUAGAGGUACUGAUGCAAGGUAUGGGGCUCCCCUUGGCAGUGGCUAGAAUUACUGCAUGCUCAAGUCCGGUUAUAAAUAUAUCGCAGAACGGGGACGUUUACUGCAUACAAUUUGAUAUUGAAAAGCAGUCUUUCGUGGCGACUUUUAAAAUCGGGCAACCUUUUGAUGAAAUGACGAACCCGAUGGGUAAAAAGAGAAAAUCUUUGACGUAUAUUGACGACGAAGGGAGAUUAGUUAUGAAAGCCGUGGACCCGAAGGAUACGUUUAUUUCCAUAUGGAAUGUCCAGGGUGACGAACUUACAACAACUCUUGUUGACGAUGACGAAAAGGCGGUACGAUAUUAUCACCGUGUUUAG
Messenger RNA from Saccoglossus kowalevskii, 423 nucleotides. RefSeq names its product 14 kDa fatty acid-binding protein-like. Gene Ontology annotation, molecular function: lipid binding. The record is from RefSeq and is a predicted model, not a curated record. Lineage: Eukaryota; Metazoa; Hemichordata; Enteropneusta; Harrimaniidae.